Strongylus vulgaris is the source of this 378-nucleotide messenger RNA. The record is from the annotation of a GenBank genome assembly. Lineage: Eukaryota; Metazoa; Nematoda; Chromadorea; Rhabditida; Strongylidae.
AUGUGCUCUUUUAAGGAGCUGAAGGACAUUGUUUUGUCAAAAACUCAGCGUAAAACUCCAACUGUUGUCCACAGGCAGUAUGCGAUUGGACGGAUACGUGCUUUCUAUGCACGAAAAAUCAAGUUUUUGCAACAAACUCUGCAUGACAAGUUAACUCAGAUCAUAAAUGAGUUUCCGAAAAUGGAGGAAGUUCAUCCGUUCUAUUCUGAUUUGAUGAACAUUCUGUAUGAUAGAGAUCAUUACAAAAUUGCUCUUGGACAGAUGAACACGGCUAGACACUUGAUAGAUGGAAUUGCACGAGAGUAUGUACGUUUGAUGAAAUAUGGCGACUCUUUGUAUCGAUGCAAGAUGCUCAAGAGAGCUGCGUUGGGUAGAAUG